Messenger RNA from Arachis ipaensis, 876 nucleotides. Lineage: Eukaryota; Viridiplantae; Streptophyta; Magnoliopsida; Fabales; Fabaceae. The record is from RefSeq and is a predicted model, not a curated record.
AUGGAUACUAUAGCUGCACCCCCUGUUGAGAUUUAUAAUGCUCUUAGUGAUAUGAGUGAAAGCCUGAUACUCUCUGGGAAGGAGACCUUAAAAGAAGGUGGAACAGUCAUCUUCACCAAGGAGGCUGAACCUCAGGAGCCUGCUACUGAGGGACUUAAGGAAAUCAAGGACCAGUAUGAUCCUGAGAAUGCCAUUGAGCACGCCCCUACAGAAGAGAAGGAACCUCAAGUUGAUUCUUCUUUGGGCGUGCAAGAGGAGCUUGUGAUUACCAGAGAGCACGCCCUUGCAGAGGUGAAAGAGCUUCAAGAGUUACCUUUCCUAGGCGUGCAAACAGAACCAGAAGAUGAGCAACUGGCUCAUUUCCUAGCAGCACUCAAGAAGCUACAAGUCAAUAUCUCUGUUGCAGAGGUAUUGGAAAAGAAGACCCCUUACACGACCUGUCUAAAAGGCAUUCUUUUUGAAAAAAAGGACUUAAGGGGAGAUGAGACUGUGGUACUGACCAAAGAGUACAGUGCUUUUGUCCAGAAUGAACUACCAAGGAAGACGCUAGACAUAGGGAGCUUUCAACUCCUAAGUCCUAUUGGAAAGAUCACUUUUGACAAGGCCCUAUAUGAUCUUGGCUUGAGUUUAAAUCUUAUACCUUCAUAUGUGAUGAAGAAGCUAGGAAUCCAAGAGGUACAAGAAACAAUGAUUACCCUGCAAAGGACUAACCAGUUCUUAAGGCAAUCACAUGGGCUAGCAGAGAACGUACUGGUAAAGGUUGGGGAGCUCUUCUUCCCUGCAGUCUCUGACAUGGAAGAGGAUGCAAUGGACUCCAUCAUUCCAGGAAAAUCAUUCCUGGCCACUAAAAAAGCCCUGAUAGAUGUUGAGCGAUGA